Contarinia nasturtii (swede midge) is the source of this 4608-nucleotide messenger RNA. It is a transcript of the gene tna, whose product is annotated as zinc finger MIZ domain-containing protein 1. Gene Ontology annotation, biological process: protein sumoylation; regulation of transcription by RNA polymerase II. The record is from RefSeq and is a predicted model, not a curated record. NCBI's taxonomy places the organism in Eukaryota, Metazoa, Arthropoda, Insecta, Diptera, Cecidomyiidae. The transcript has 20 exons. Gene Ontology annotation, molecular function: zinc ion binding; SUMO ligase activity. The coding region runs from base 1663 to 4446 and encodes 927 amino acids.
GUACAUCUCUAGUGAAUUAUUUAACUUUUUGUCGAUUUUAUAAAAAAAAUGUAUAUAUAUUUAUGAAAAAAAAAAUAAUAAUAAACGAACAAAUCGGGAAAAAUCUCCUUGAUUUUCAUUAAAUGUGCUUCGAAUUGAAACCGAAAGAAGAAAUAAAGAAAACACAUACACGCACACACACACUAAAUUAUAUGUAUUCGUUUUCCGCUGAUCGAUUGAUUACGAUACCAAUUUAAUCACUCAUUACACAUUCUACACAAAAUUUAUUUAUUUUUCAUGAUUCGGCCUGCAAUUCAGGCAAUAUUAAAUAUAAAAAAAAACUAACUUCGAUGAAACAGAAAAUGAAGAAAAAAACGAUAACAAUUUAAAUUAAUAUACAUUUCAUUUUGAUACACCGUCUUUUAAUAAAACGACAAACAAAUAUUUGCAUUGAAACGAUUUUUGUGUAUUGAAUUUUGUCCAAUGUUAUUGUUUCAAUGCAUGAAUUUCAAAAUAAUUAUACCACAAAACAUACGGUUGAUAAAGCAAGAGUGAGAACGAUUGACAUAGAAGUGACAGUUAAUAUUGGUAAUUGAGAAAAUAGAAAAAGAGCAAUGAAACAGAGUGCAUACAGUUCGAAGACAGGGAAAACAUGAGUAAAAGAGUGAAAUUUGAGUGAGUUUUUCCUUUAUUGUUUGGUCGAGUGGUGAUAAUUCUAUAAUUAUUAAAAUAAAAAUAUCAACGAAGUAGAAAUACAUUUUGUUUCUCGAUAGAAGAAAAGCAACAAUACUAACGAACGAAUAGGACCAAAAGAAAACAAAAAGCACAAUCGUUAACCACAUUCUAAAUAGCAUAUAAAACAAUCUAUCCAUUUGGCUCACUAUUUUAUGAAUGGAAAAGAGUUAAUGAAUAUAACAGAAAAGAGAAAACAUCAUAUGAAAACAAAAUACAGCACACAACCAAUGAACAUAUGAAAGAAGAGUAAAACUUGAAAAAAAAGCGCGCUUUUUUCAAUGAACAUAACAGAAAAGGAAUAGAGAAAUGCUUAUGGUGUGUUUGUUUAUUAAACUAAAUUCCAUAUGAACAUCAAUUGUGAACAUUGCUUAUCUAACUUCUGCUAAAGACUAACACAGACAUAAAAAAGCAACUCUAUUGUUAUUUAAAAAAAAAUCGUUCAGUUGAUAUUUACCUUUUGCGGCUUUUAACGGAUACACUCAAAAAUAAUGAUUUUCGCAUAUGUGCUCAAUAUAUUCACAAAAAAUUGCCACGAAAUUGACAAUAAUUCUCUCUCGAACCUACAUUUCCAUCACGAGCUUUAACAUAUACACGCAUAGUAGAUGUGUCCCGGACGAAAUAACAAACGAAUAAACGAAGAGGAGAAAAAUAAGCAGCCAAACACAUUUGAAUAAUUGAUUGUUCGCGGUAUGAAAUUUUUGGGUUUCUCAUCAAUCGCUGAAGCGUCCCUAAUGCCUUCAAUUUAUCAGAAGUCGUAUAAUAAUAAAAACCAUAAUAACAACGCCAACCAAGCCAAGUCAAGUCAAUCAAAACACUUACAUUCCUGGACGCUCAAACAAAUUGGCACUGUGUGAAAAUUCCCAGAAUUUUAAUUCUGUCAUUUAGAAAGAAAAUUAUGCAAAAAAAUUGAAUCCAAUUUUUAGCCUGAAUUUGUUAUAUAAUUCGCAAAUGCAUCACUUUGACCAAAACUAUCAGUACGAACACGAACAGCAACAAUCACGUUUUUAUCAACAACAGCAGCAGUUGCAACAGCAACAUCCAAAUCAUCAUACCCUUCAUCAACACCACCAACACCACCACCACCACCAACAACAACAGCAACAUCAACAAAAUCAACAACACCAUCCGAAAAGUUCUGAAGUACACAAUUCUAGUACCAAUUUGAACUUUAAUGUAAAUAAUAACCAUGUGCAAAGUAAUUUAAAUAUGGUUGCUGUAACAGGAAGUCAACAAAACAUGGAUAUGUGUUUCAAUUCACAGUUAGGCAAUAUGAAUAUGCAAAAUCAAAACAAUCAUUCGUUCAUGAAUAAUGGCAAGAAUAAUGCCAAUAUGGUUCAAAUGAAUAAUAUGGCGCCGCUGAACGGAAUGAAUUAUAACAAUGCAUCACGGCAGUAUCUAAAUGCACAGAAUCAACAGAUGCACCCCAUGAAUCAAAUGACCAAUACUAAUAUGAACAUGAAUGCAAUAGCACAAUUGAAUCAAAUGAAUGACAUGCAGCAAACAAAUAAUCCAAUGGCGAAAAUGCAAGGAAUGGCUAAUGGGUAUCCAACGCGUCGAAUGUCACCGUAUCCCACAGCACAAAUGCAUGCGGCACAAAAACGUGGCAUGUAUCCAAUGAAUCAUCACCAUCAAAUGGCACCAGCACAAAAUAUGGGACCGAAUCAAAUGUAUCAACAGCAUAACCAACAAAAUUACGGACCAGUGCCGUCACCAAUGCAUCAAAACUACAUACGGCCCGGUGCCAAUACAAUGGCCACCGCCGCCGCUGCCAACAAUUCAUAUCUUCGUGUUCCAAGUUCGGGAAUGAUGCCACAACAAAGACCCGCUCCACAAUACAACAUGAACCAGGGCAAUUCACCAGCAACAGCAGCUGCAGCAGGCAUGAUGACGAACAAUCAUCAAACACAAUACUAUAAUCAUCCCGUUCCGAACGCCAACAUGAAUAAUAUGAAUAACAUGAACAAUAUGAACAACAUGAAUAAUAUGAAUCAAGCGGGCUAUCAAAACAUUCAGGGUUUCCAACAAGACGUACGAUUAAAUUAUCAACACAGUCCAGUACCUGGAAAUCCAACGCCACCAUUAACACCCUCAAUAAGCAAUCAACCAGCAACAUCAUUGACUCCGUAUGUUAGCCCAAAUCCAGAUAUCAAACCACAUCUUAUGCAAAAAGACGAUGAAUUGCGACUUACCUUCCCCGUACGUGAUGGCAUUAUUUUGCCACCAUUUCGAUUGGAGCAUAAUUUGGCCGUCAGUAAUCAUGUAUUCCAAUUGAAACCCAUAGUAUACAAUACGUUGCUGAACAGAUCGGAUCUAGAGGUGCAAUUGAAGUGUUUUCAUCAUGAGGAUCGUCAAAUGAACACAAAUUGGCCCGCAAGCGUUCAAGUGUCGGCGAACGCAACGCCGUUGAUUAUUGAUCGCGGCGAAAAUAAAAAUUCCCAUCGACCGUUGUAUUUGAAACGCGUUUGCCAACCAGGGCGGAAUACCAUUCAGAUUACAGUUAGCGCGUGUUGUUGCUCUCAUUUGUUUGUGUUACAAUUAGUUCAUCGACCUACGAUACGGCAUGCGCUGCAGGGUCUAUUACGUCGGAGUUUGGUAUCGGUGGACCAGUGUGUUGCCAAAAUUAAACGAAAUUUCAAUUCUAGUCAAACACUAACCAGUGAAAAUAAAGAUCCAACAACAGAUCAAGCAUCGCUUAAGGUUUCGUUAAUGUGUCCCAUAACAUUUAAACGGAUAACACUACCGGCACGAGGUCAUGACUGCAAACACAUUCAAUGUUUUGAUUUAGAAUCCUAUUUACAUUUGAAUCGUGAACGUGGUAGUUGGCGAUGUCUUGUGUGCAAUAAACCGGCGUUAACCGAAGGACUUGAAAUCGAUCAAUAUAUUUGGGCAAUUUUAAAUACAUUGAGCUCAACUACAAUUGAGGAGGUCACUAUCUUUUCGGAUGGUAAUUGGAAAUCAGUUCAUGAUGUUGGCGCAACCAAUAUUAAGACGGAGGAGGAUAGUGAAACAAAGCGGCUGUCAAGCAAUGUGGUAUCGCCUGGUUCAACACAAAUUCCAUCAUGGGACAAUUCACAGGCAAUGAGCCCCUACAUGAGUCCUGACAUGAACUCAAUUGCGAGCGGCAGCAUGAUAGGACAAAACAAUCGAAAUUAUGACAACGGUUCGGCAUCUGGCACAAGUGUGGCACCAACGGGAGACUAUAGUCAUGGAAAUCCAUUAGCACAUUUAAGUGAAUCUGUGAACGCUAUUGAUCCAUUGAAUGCCAUGGAAAAAACAAUAAACGAGAUGCCACACACACCGCACACACCUGGAGCAGCAGCGGCAACUCAUCCAUUGACACCAGGUGGACCUCCAAGCGUUUCAUCCAUCUACAAUGAAACGAAUAAUAACAGUAACAUAAAUGCGAAUAAUUCAUCACCGGCCCAAAAUCAAUCACCGCAACACAAAAGCAAUAUGAAUAAUCAAAACUUAAUGGAUAAUUUAUCGUCGAAUACACUCGCAAACUCCCGUAACACUGGCAGCUUGCUCGAUCUUAAUUCUGAUCUCAAUUUUGAUCCGGCUGCUGUUAUUGACGGUAGCAGUACAAAUGAUUUGAAUCUACUACCAGAUAGUGUCGUAGAUCCCAUCGAACUAUUAUCAUAUUUGGAUCCACCAAAUUUGAAUACGCCCCCGUCAAGCGGUUCAAGCAAUAAUCCAAACAACGAUGACAUUUUGGCAGCUCUGUUCGAUUAAAUUGCAAUUAUACGAUUCACAAAUAAAUCGGCCAGGCAUCACAUCGAAUAUGCGCUCAUAGUCAAAAUGAAAUAUAAAAACAAACAAAAUUUAAAAAUAUAUAUAGUACAUAAAAAAAUACCAUCAAACAAAAUGCAUGUCAUACGAUUCUUUUUCGCUUUU